UCCUCUUAAAUCCUCUUAGUUUUUUUUUUCCCUCUCUUUUUACCUAAAAUAUAGGUGCCUUUACGCCGCUUGGCGCUUGAGUCUGGCGCGGUUGCUGCUGGCAGGUGAGCUGGUUACUGGUGGCGGGAACAACGGAUGACUCCACUAGCUUCGUUGCCGGCGGCGCUUUGGCGGCUGCCGUAGGUGGGUACUGAUUUAAAUUGUGUCCCCAGUUUAGGGUUGGAAUUUGAAUGCCUUUUAAAAAGAUUGAAUGUGUCUUGUGAAUCAUCAUCAUCGUCUUCACCAUCAUAAAAAGGAAAGCAAUAAUAAUAAUAAAACUUGAAGAAUGGACUUCACAGAUGAAUGGAAGUCCCAGUUCCCGGUGGGCAAAGUUUGUACGCCGCCGCUUCUUCUUUCAGGUCCAUCUUUGAGUUCCACUCUUGGUCCUCUUUUCUUCAAUCCAAACCCCAAAUCUCUAACCCUUCUCUUCUCCUCUCCCUCUCUUUUCCCCCCUUUGCUUUCUCCUCUUCCACAGCUCUCCCUACCUUCAUUCCUCUCAUCUUCACCCCAACAUCAUAAAGAUACCGUUUCUGCUCUCGCCUACAACCGUCUUCAGCUUCUUCAUUGCCCUUUAAAUGACAGUGUCAUUGUGUUCUUUUCCACUGGUCACAACCAUGACCAAGUUGGGUUUUUGGUGGUUUUGGCGAAGGAAUCCGGUUUUGAUGUUUUGCGUAAUGAAAAUGACGGUGUUUUCGUAGUCAAGAAUCGGUUUAAUCAUCGGAUAUGCAAGAUUUUGGUGAAUCCAGUUGGGGAUGUUUCGGAUUUUAAAGGUAAUGCUUUGGUUAGUGUUGGUUACUUGUUAGCUUUUACAAUGUAUUCGGUUCAUUGGUUUAGUGUUAAAGUUAGUAGAGUUAGUGAAAAGCCUGUUGUGAGUUAUUUGGGGUUUAAGUUGUUUAAGAGUUGCGCUGUUGUGGGUGCUUGCUGGAGCCCGCAUUUGCCUGAGGAGAGUGUGAUUUUGUUACAAAGUGGUGUUUUGUUUCUGUUUGAUCUGGAUGAUUGUGUUAGAAAUUCGAAAACGAAUACAUAUUUAAAAGGGAAGAGGUUGAGAUUGUCGUGGAAUGAGGAUUCGGCUUGUUUACGGAAUUGUAAAUGGAUAGGUUGUGAGUUCAGUUGGCAUCCUAGAAUCUUGAUUGUUGCUCGAUCGGAUUCAGUUUUUUUAGUUGAUUUGAGGUCCGAUGAUUGUAAUAUUAGUUUGUUAGCGAAGAUUGAUAUGCUUAGUUUGUAUGCUCCAGUUGAAAAGGAGCAGUUCCAUGCAUUUUGUAAAGUGGGCUGUGAUGGUUUUAAUUUUGUUUUAGCUUCUGAUAGUUUGCUGGUCCUCUCUGAUGUGCGUAAGCCUUUGAUGCCAGUGUUGCAGUGGGCUCAUGGUCUUGAUAAACCAAGCUAUAUUGACUCGCUUAGAUUGACUGAGUUGAGGUCAAAGUCAGGGGAUGAUAUGUAUGAAUGGGCAAAUAAAUCGGGUUUUGGCAUUAUCUUGGGAUCUUUUUGGUCAUGUGAAUUUCGUCUAUUUUGUUAUGGACCUCCUUUACCAGGUCAUAGUGGGAUUUUUGCUUCAAAAAUUUCAACAUUUUCCAAGUCUCUUUACGCAUGGGAACUCCCUACGGAUUUGUUGUUGUCAGGACGUGGUUGUUGGUGUGGAACUUGUCUUCUAAGAAAAGAGUUUUGGAAAGAUGAUCUUCCUAAAUGGACUGAUUGGCAGCAGAAGGAAGACAUGGUUUUGGGCUUUGGCAUACUAAACAAGGAUUUUUCUACCCUCAUUCAUGAACCUCAUGAAUCUGGUGGGUUCACUUUGAUUAGGCUAAUGUCCUCAGGGAAGCUUGAAGCACAAAGAUAUUUUGCCUCAUGGGAUGUGGUAAAACGAUUAGAACUAGCCCAUGGAGAUUUAUUGUUACAUUUGGAAGAUAACUUAUUGUGUUCUAGAGAUGAUGACAAUUACAAAUUUCCAAAAAGAUACAAGUACUUGAAACUUGACUAUCUUUAUGGGCAUUUGAAUGAUAAUCUUAUUGAAGUCCUGGAUUCCAAAUUGAAGAAUGAUUUCAAUGAUCUGCAAGAGAAAGAUUCUUUUAACAUAGACUUCCAUGAAAUCUUAUGUGAGAAGCUGAAAGUUUGUGGUUUGAGUCGGUUUAGAACAUCUCCUGCCAUUUCUGUUGUUUUUAGUGACAUAAGCUUGCCAGCAAGUGUUCGUGAGGUUGCUUUGAGGAGAGCAUGGGCUGGCUUGCCAAUGGAACUUUUACAAUUGGCCUUUUCCAACUAUACUGAAGUUCUUGAAGUACUUAUGGACAAGAAGAAGGUAUCUUUGGAAUUUUUAGUUGUUCCAGAUCUACCCCAGUUGCCACCUUUUUUCUUAAGGAAGCCUUCAUGCCGCAGCAAUAAGUGGUCACAGAAAGUGCAGCGUGAUGAUGCCCUUGUAGGUCCUGUUCUUCCACUCCCUGUUCUUGUUACACUUCAUGAAUUCCGUAACAGUUCUCGAUAUUCAGAAGAAGAAGCCAGCAAUUUCUCAUCAGAGGCAGAACUUAAUCUUCGGUGUGAGGAAGUUAUGCAGGUGGCCCGUGAAAUGGCUGUAUCAGAUUCAGCCAUUGAUUUUCGCGAUGAACAUGCUGUCUCCCUUGCUGAUGGCAGAGAUGAGGCAUGGGUUGACUCUCGAAAACCAAAACCAUUCAUUUACUACCAUCCAACUGUACUUGAUUGUUCCGAUAUGGAUCAGACACUGAGAAACUUUGUUUGCAAGGAUGAGAAAUUUUUCAAUUUGAUUUCCAAAGUGGCCAAGUCUGAGUCUUUUCUGAAAGACAAAGUGGAUAGUGCUGCAGUUGAUCUGGGUGAUGAUCUUUGCCCCAUUGUUUUGAAGUAUGAUACUUCUAAUAUUAGCAAUACACCUCCUGAAUCGAAAGCUUACAAUAUCAUUAAGAAGCAGUUCUCAAAAUGGCAGGAAGGUUUCUCACCGUAUCAAGAUUUUUGCACUCAGUUCAAGCUUAGAGAACAAGAAAAGUGACUGUUUUGAACUUUUGUAUUUUGACUUUUGAAAUUUUUACGCACAUGAUUCAAUCAUAGUUUUUCUUCAAUGAUAUAGAAAGAAAAUGGAAGAAGAUUUGUAUAUUGUAAAUUGAACUAGAGUUGUACAAAUUAGAGGGAGAAAAUGACAAUAUGAAUC
This is a messenger RNA of Pistacia vera, 3184 nucleotides long. RefSeq lists its product as uncharacterized. Gene Ontology annotation, molecular function: RNA polymerase I core promoter sequence-specific DNA binding. Lineage: Eukaryota; Viridiplantae; Streptophyta; Magnoliopsida; Sapindales; Anacardiaceae. Gene Ontology annotation, biological process: transcription by RNA polymerase I. The record is from RefSeq and is a predicted model, not a curated record. The coding region runs from base 326 to 3025 and encodes 899 amino acids. The transcript has a single exon. Gene Ontology annotation, cellular component: fibrillar center.